Messenger RNA from Sardina pilchardus (European sardine), 6271 nucleotides. RefSeq names its product NBR1 autophagy cargo receptor b (gene nbr1b). The record is from RefSeq and is a predicted model, not a curated record. Gene Ontology annotation, molecular function: ubiquitin binding. Gene Ontology annotation, cellular component: phagophore assembly site. NCBI's taxonomy places the organism in Eukaryota, Metazoa, Chordata, Actinopteri, Clupeiformes, Clupeidae. Gene Ontology annotation, biological process: macroautophagy. Bases 139 to 3090 code for a protein of 983 amino acids. The transcript is spliced from 21 exons.
ACGGGCGUUGUAAACACAGAAGACGAUUCCUGAGUAAUCUGUCUCAAGGACCAAAACGACAUCAUAUUCCAAAAUAACGUAUUAGGGGCACCGUUUUAUUCAUCAAUGCUAUGCUGUGACCUCUAGUAGCCUGAAGCCAUGGACUUCUACAUCAACCUGAAGGUGAAUUUCAGAGGAAAUGCGAAGAAUUUCCUUCUGUCCGGCUCGGAAACGAAGAGCUGGGAGUCAAUGGAGGCCAUGGUGAAAAGGUCCUUUGGCUUGUGCAAUCUGCAGGUGACAUACUAUGAUGAGGACAAUGAGGAGGUCUCCAUAAACAGUCAAUUGGAAUAUGAGGAAGCUCUGAAGAGUGCUGCUCGGCAAGGCAAUCGGCUGCAGAUGAACGUGUAUGAGACUAGGGGCCCAGGUGCAAGGGGCCCAGCCCCCGGCUCCUCCAAGCCCAGCAGCGCCACCGAACCCAAGAAGGGCUUCCGCCCUCCCCAGCAGCACUGCCCAGCUCUCACUCAGGUGGUCAGCCGCAAAGUCCAGGCUGCCAUGCCCGAGCAAGGCAUGGUCAUUAUGAAGGAGCUGAAGGGGACCAAAGAGGAGGAUAAGACCCCACCAGCAUGGUUCACAUCUUACAUGGAGAAGUUCAAGGACCAGGUGGUGCGUGAGGCGGUGGAGAAGAUCUGUCGGGAAUUCUCUGGCCAGUGCUGCAUCCAUAAGCCGGUGGGAGCAGAGGCUCAGGUCCCCGAGGUCAGCUCGUCCACGCUGCCAGGGGCUCCCAGCUCCGCUCCGGCCUGCAGCAGCUGCCGGGGCCAGACCGCCGGGGGAGGCUACCAGUGCAGUGUGUGUACGUCCUGCACCUUGUGUGAGCCCUGCAGCUUCUCCCACGACCCCAGCCACAGCCUCGUCAGGGCCAGGACGCCCCUCUCCAUCCCAGAACACGGAUCCCCCGCUCCGGACCACAGCAGGUUUUACCGGCGCGGGGACCGGAGCUUCCGCAAGGCCGAGAAGCAGCGGCUCAAGGCGGAGAAGCGGCAGCUCAAGGCCGAGGUCAAGGAGAUCCGCAAGCAGCUGAGGAUGGAGAGGCGGGGCCUGCAGUGGAGCGCCGCCGGAGACGGAAGCUCCUCCCCGGUCCUGCUCCAGCCCAGAGCCACCCAAGUCAACAGCCCCGAGCGACCAAAGCGUCCGUGUCCUCUGGCAGUGCCCGCCAUGACGGCUCUGUUCUUGGAUGAGAACUUACCAGACGGAACCCGCCUGCGCCCCGGCACCAAGUUCAUCAAGUACUGGAAGAUGAAGAACACUGGCAGGGUGUGCUGGAACUCUGAUACAAAGUUGAAGUUCAUGUGGGGGAACCUGGCGGUGGGCUCGGGGGACCGCUGGCGUGAGGUGCCGGUGCCGUCGCUCCAGCCAGGCCAGGUGGGCGUGGUGAGCGUGGCGCUGUGCGCCCCCGCCCUGGAGGGCUCCUACACGUCCCACUGGCGCCUGGCGCACGCCGGCGAGCAGUUCGGCCCGCGCGUCUGGUGCAGCAUCGUGGUGGACCCCCACGCCCCCGCCGCCGUGUCCGUGGACGGCCUGCUCGUGUCCCCCUGCGUCACCCCACAGCUGGGUAAAACGGCCCACUCUCCAGACAAGGGAGACAAGGAGAGCGCUGUCCCCAGGGUGCUCAUGUCCGUGGAGCAGGACUCCGACCGGGAGUUCUACAUCCCCUCCGUGGACCUGCUCACAGCUCAGGACCUUCUAUCUUUUGAACUUCUGGAUAUAAACAUAGUCCAGGAACUGGAGAGUGUGCCAAACAACACCCCUGCAGAUAUGACCCCCUGUAUGUCGCCCCUGCCCCACGAGGGACUUCUGCAAGAGAAACAGUCCCUGGCACUCAUCCAGGAAGAGGCAGAGGCUCAAGGAGUGAAAAGCAUUCUGGACACGGCCCAGACCCCCGAGCUGAACCUGGUCCCUGCCCAGGAGGAGGGCGAGGAGGAGGACAUCAGCGGGCCGCAGUACGUCUGCGAGACGGUCAUCCGGUCACUCACUCUGGAGGAGGCCCCAGACCGUAGCCGCCUCUGCUCCAGCAUCCCUAGCAAACUGGUGCGUCCGGCGGUGCAGGGCUCAGCCUCCCUGGGCGAGAGGAAAGUGCAGAAAGCUCCAGAGGCCAUCGUGGUGGUGCCCCGUGCUCCCCCCACUGUGCAUAUGGAGCAGCGCACGGCAGGAUCAGCUGAAGGCCAGGAGUCCGACAUCGAGAGCAUCUCCGUCGACACUGGUCACCAGGGACGAAGGGAGAAGGAGGACGCCAAGAGGAGGACUAAAGACGACGAGGAAGACGAGGGGGGCAAGGAGCUUCGAGACACCGAGGACGGCAAGGAGUCGCGAUCGCGGACGUCCUCGGCGUCGUCCGAGGACUACAUCAUCAUUCUGCCGGACUGCUUCGACACCAGCCGGCCCUUGGGAGAGUCCAUGUACAGCUCGGCCCUCUCCCAGCCCGGAGACAGCCUGGAGAGCCAGGGGGACGUGGGACGACUCACCCCCGAGGGGGAGCGCAGCGAGGCGGAGGAGGCUGCCGCCGCGUGCCUUGGCUCCAGAGUUAGCGUCGGCGUCGGCGCCAAUGCUAACGACAUGCUGUGCACUUCACAGACGCUGGACGCGGUCCCGCUCACCCCAGUAGUGGUGACGGCACCUCAGCCCUCAGUAUCAGCCAGCUCAGAGAAUCAGGAUGAGAGGGAAGUUCUGGAUGGGAGUGAAGUCCACCAGUCAACAGACCAAGAAAAUGUUUCAGAUGUGGUCCAAACUCAGCCAGGUAGCCCAUCAACCCCCAAGACCAGAGACUCUGAAACACAGGACCUCAGUUCCCAGGGCAUUACUGGGGGGCUGGUGAAAGGUGCUCUCUCUGUGGCAGCGUCCGCCUACAAGGCUCUCUUCACCGGGCAGCACGGCGCAGAUCCACCUCCCGAGGAUGCCGCAACACAGGACGCCAUGAUGGCCGUGCUGGUGGAGAUGGGCUUCGGCGACCGGCCGCUGAACCAGCGGUUGCUGCAGAAACACAACGGCAACCUGCUGGAUGUGGUCAAUGAGCUGGUGCAGAUGACGGACAACGACUGGUUUUCCACCCGAUACUGAGAUGGCGGCGAAAGGGUCACAACUUGCCCUCAUCUCUCUCUCUCUCUCUCUCUUUCUCUCUCUCUCUCUCUCUCUCUCUCUCUCUCUCUCUCUCUCUCUCUCUCUCUUUCUCUUUCUCUCUCUCUCUCUCUCUUUCUCUGUUCUUUCUGUUCUUUCUCUCUCUGUCAUUCCACCAACUGGAAGUUCUCUAACUCGUUAUCUUUUGGUUGCUUGUGCGGAAACGAGUACUUUUGAUUUUCCGUGUCUCAGCACUACAGGUUAUGGUCUGACUGUGAACCGAUGAGACAUUCCAGUGUUGGAACACAAAAUGAUUUUAACGUCUAGAGGCCCGUUGAUGAAGCUCUCUUUUUAGAGACAGUCCUAUCCUAAAACCGUCUUUCUUCCACUCUCAGAACACAAUUCCGCAGGCAAAACAUUAAGGUUGUAAUCCUGUAAUUUUGAAGAUUGUUCACAAUAUGAACUUAUAGGCUUGGCAUGACUAAAAGUUUAGCAGCCUCAGAUGUUUUAAAAAUUAAUCCACUAUUUAUAAUCCCAUUGUAGGCAAGUAAAUCGGCUUCAAAAACCGUGGAUAGCAAACUGUAUUAGGAAAUAUAAUACAGGGCUUAUGUCUCAACGGCAAGUAGGCUCUUGUUUUGAUUGAUAGAAGUAUUACAGUAGGAGUAAAUGUCUGUACUGUAAAUGUCUAGACAUGAGAGCUGGUAGGUCUAGUAGACGCUCACUGCGUAGCCACAAUGAAAGCGGCUGCAGAAGCAUUCCAGAAUGUCCUCUAGCACUUUUUUUUUUUUUAAAGUUAUGUCCACUUCAUUUACUGGAAGGAAAAAUACUGGAUCAAAUUGCACUGUGCAGAAUUAUCUCCUGUACUUGAAAGACAUAGGAGUCUUUCAAGGAGACCAUGACAGGGUGUGAAGAUAUUUGAGUUUUUUUAGCAAAUGCGUGCAUGACCAUCGGUAUAGGAAUAAUAAGCUGCACUUAUUGAUUUGUCUAUUAGAUAUACAGGGGAUGUAGACAGGGCAUAUGGUCUCCUGCUCUCUGGCUAUGUAUCAAAGUUCUGGCAUUUUACAAAUAACAAAGUAACUUCAUGCCAUGAUGACGGAGUAUCCUUCAUUUCCUCAUCAAAAAAAAAAGUUCAUACUCAUUCCAUACUCCCAUCAUAACCCUUAUCAAGGAAUAAAUUCCCACUCUUUUGUAUGGUGUAGUGUCAUUGCCUAUGACAAUAAUGUGGGCGUCCCCUUCUUACUGAUAUUGUACUGAAAGCGUAUGUUUGUACAAUGCGAUCACCAUGAAUAUGUCAUUUGCACCCGUAUAACGUAAGAUAAUCAGUUACGUAGUUGUUUGUGAUUUGAGGGACCCAAUGAAAAUAGUUUUACAAGGCAACUAGUCUUAAGAGAAAGGUUUGUUUUGAACUUGUGUGUGUUCAGUGCUUGCUUUCUGAAAAGAGUGCCGUUUGUGCUCAGACCAAGGCUUCUAAGCAUGCAGAGGUUUGUGUUCAUGUGUUGGGUGAGUUGGAAGGGAACAGGAACAGAGAAUAUAUUUGUAUGUAGAUAUCCCAAAAUCAACUGCUAUUGUUUUCUUUUACCUCAACCAAAACUGACAUUUAUAAGUAUCAUUCCAAAUCUUAGGAGGGUUUUGUAUAUUUUAAUAUUGUUUGUUUUCAUAUGUUACACAAAAGAUGCUUUUGGAAAGAAAUCUUGAGGAGAACAUUACGAUUUAAAGGUAUUUCAGCAAUUGCUGGAAUGAAUGGUAUAUGGGUUUUAGGGCAUCAUUCCAUUUGCACUGUAUGUAGGUAGUUGAUGGUAAAGGCUAAUGAUGGAAAAUAUUAAUUUGAGUGAAAAACUUAAGCUUUCAUUCACAAGCUGGAUUUAAUGGCUGUUGCCUUCUGUAAGGUCAAGUGAAACAUUAGGGUAACACUUUGCUAGUCCGCCCGCAGAGAUUUAACACAUCUUCCGUUGGCAUUCAUGUUCUGUAUGUAAAAUGAUUGAACAAAUCUAUGUAACAGUUGUUGAACAAUUACUGAACAUUACCGUAUCCAAAUCCAACUCCAAAUUGUAAUCAACAGAUAGCCUGUUGAUAAUCUGAGUGUCUGUAAAUAAUCUGUGGGCAGAUUAUCCAAAUGAAGUUUGACCAAAACUACCCUGAAUCUGUCUGAAAUGAGAAUAAUUGUUGGUUCUUAAGGAAAAAUAUCUACAAUGUUGAAAUGGAUGAUGUCUUUUAUGUUGUUUUUUUUUCUUUAUUGUCUUAUUUUGCUGUAAUAGUAAGACAUUAAGCUAUAUGUCUAGUAAGACUGGAAUGUUAUUCCUAUGAAAGGAAGCACUUAAGGGUAGUCCAGCUUUGCACUUUCCCCACUUUACUCUAACAGGCAGUAGUAGCCUGUAGCUAUUCUAACGUGAGUUGAUUUGUGCAAAACCACCAGUCUAAAUCCGUUUGUGCUGAAAAUGUAAAACUGCAUCAUACUGUACUUCAGUCUCGUGCUGUGGCCAGUUGCUAGUAACAUCCGGAAUGGUACCAAGUUGUGAAUUGAAUAGACUUGGCUUUCAUGAAUGUAGUGGAUAAGGUAAUUGGCACAUCAUCUGUAUAUGCAACCCCUUGAGUGAGCAACUCUGGGGUCAGGGGCGAUGUCUCGAAGGCUGUAAUGCAUCAUUCAUGUGUACCCAAACAAGUCUAUUCCUUAAGAUAGAGGAGUCCGCUGGAAUUGAAUGGCCCUCUUUAGAUAAAAUAUGUGAUCAUUAGUCUGUCUCAACAGGUAUGAUUACAGUGUGUGUGUGUGUGUGUGUGUGUGUGUGUUCGUGUGUGUGUGUGUGUGUGUGUGUGUGUGUGUGUGUGUGUGUGUGUGUGUUGUGUGUGUGUGUGUGUGUGUGUGUGUGUGUGUGUGUGUGUGUGUGUGUGUGUGUGUGUGUGUGUGUGUGUGUGUGUGUGUGUGUGUGUGUGUGUGUGUGUGUGUGUGUGUGUGUUCGUUCCCCCAAUCAUUCCUACAUUGUCGACUCAAGUCCAGAGUUGCCACUGUCUAGGUUUAAAGUAUUGAUACCAUUGCCUCUGCAGUGCUGUGUGUGUGUGUGUGUGUGUGUGUGUGUGUGUGUGCGCGCGCGUGUUUGUGUGUGUGCGUGUGAGUGGGCUCUAACUGUAAUACUUCAUAAAACACUCAUGUUAUCCAGAUGUGAUGAUCAAAUCUGUCACCAAUAAACAU